Molecule: messenger RNA, 3102 nt
Organism: Eremothecium sinecaudum
Lineage: Eukaryota; Fungi; Ascomycota; Saccharomycetes; Saccharomycetales; Saccharomycetaceae
Gene: MET10
Product: sulfite reductase subunit alpha
Exons: 1
Coding region: 1-3102 (1033 amino acids)
Cellular component (GO): cytosol
Molecular function (GO): sulfite reductase (NADPH) activity; FMN binding; flavin adenine dinucleotide binding
Source: RefSeq, a predicted model, not a curated record
AUGACUUCAGGUUUACCUGUUAACCCAUAUGACAAACCCAAUGACUCUUGGGAUUCUUUGACUUACAAAAGGCCUACAAGUGUAAUUAACUCGGUGCUUAAUGCUGCCUUGGACUCAAUAUUCAGUUACAAAACAGUAUCAGACCCAGAUUUGCUUGAUUCAGACUUGAAGCUGCCGCUAGUCAGGCGUGAUUCCCUAUUCUUUAAAGAAUUGGAGAUAAGAAAUGGCGCUGGACUUACUGCUCUUGGUUAUCAUCAGACUAAGAGCGGGCUUUCUGGGAUUAUAGCACCAGGAUAUGCGUUGAAGUAUUUUUUGAGUACUUUCAAAACGGAGUACGAAAGUAGCGCGAGAUUCGUGUUCAAUAUUGGCGCUUUGGACUACGACGAGAAUAAUGGAGUGCUUACUAACGAGCAUGCGACAGUUCUUAAUAUAUCUGCGAGCUUGGGUAUUCCGGUUAUUAUGCCUUUAUCAGUGUGGGAAGUAUCUGCAACUACACAGUUGGCGGUAGCAGUAGCAAAAUACGGGAACGGUAUAGGAGCAAUGCACCUAUUUGAUGGUGCAAUGUUUUCCAAGUCAAUUGUAAGAUUUGGUCAGAGUGUAGACCUAAUCACACCAGAAGCUUUGAAACUUGAGUCUAAUGUAUCGAUUGACAAAAUUAUCGAUGCCUUUAAUAAAAAUUCUAAGAUCAGGCUCAGCAGGAUUGAUUAUUUUGGGGACAGUACCCCACAAACUGUAUUUGUUGCCAAUUCUACAGAAGUGGACCUAUUAUCCAAAGUAAUUGAUCAGUAUGAAAUAGCUGCAGGAUUAAUUGGUGUCAGGAUUCCAGUUCCUUUUGAUACAGACAAGUUUUUGGCCCUGAUACCAUCUACCGUCAAAAAUAUUGUUAUUAUUGGUCAAGCACUUGGUACUUCUUCAUCCUGUUACCUAAAGCCAUUUGUUUCUGCAUCAUUAUUUUAUGCAGGGAGAAGAGAUAUCAAAGUAUCUGAAUAUACAUUCAGACCAGACUUCUUAUGGUCCCAACAAACAGCUGCACAGGUUAUCAAAAAGUAUAUCUCUAUACCAGAACUCAAGAAACCAACAAAAGUCAAAGAUUUCGCCUUCUGGUGUUUGGAUAAGACUCCCGAAUUUCAUUUUGCAGAUGUAAUAGCACAUAACUUGUCCUUAGAGAGGGACUUAGCUAUUACCUAUAGAACGAAAUUUGACAAUAUUAGCAAAGCCGGAAUAUUCUAUGCUCAGUUAUCUACAUACCCAAUCAAUGAGCGCCAGCCUAUUAGCAAUAUUGGGGAAGCAUCCGUAGCUGUGGUAGGUGAUCCUAGCAUAUUAUCUGUUUUCAAUGUAGCCUCCAGCGUACAAUCGAACGGUACGAUUAUAAUUGGCACCGGAGGUAUAACCCUGGCGCCGUUCAAUGCGGAAGAAGUCGAUGCAUUCAAACAAAGCCUAAAUCUUCCACAGGAGAUAUGGGAAACUAUUUAUGAUAAGAAAAUAAGGUUAGCCUUUGUGGACUAUAAAUCUAUAAGCGAUGACAGUAUUACUAAAGACAUUUUAUUGUCUGAUGUGUUGCAAGCUGUAUUUUGGAAGUAUGCAUAUGAUUACAGAAACGAUCAAAUCAUAGAAAGCCUAGCAAGGAUAUCUGAACCAAGUAAAACUGUCACUGAUGAUAUUAUUUCCCAUAUAUUUGUUAAUGGUAUUGUAGAGAUACCCGAAACUUCGUUGUUUAUAACAAAACCAGAACAUGUUGCGGAAGAACAGGAAGAACAAGAAGAUAUUAUUGCAGAGACAUUAAAACACCACCUUUUGGAGACAUCUUUUGGACCAAAUAUAGAUCCUCUUACUAUUGAUAAUGAUAUUGAGACAAGGACCAGAUCUUCCAUUGCAAAGCAUUUAGUAUUUGAAGAAGUAUACCAAACCUCUUAUGCUCUGCGGCCCGACUUACCAAUUAACAACUACAUCCUUAAGGUUAAAGAAAACAAAAGAAUCACUCCCAUUGAAUAUAACAGAAAUAUCUUUCAGAUUGAAUUUGAUAUUUCUGGCACCGGCUUAACUUAUACCAUUGGAGAAGCCUUGGGUGUACAUGCUCCGAAUAACAGAGCUGAUGUUCUGCGGUUCCUAGAAUUCUACGGGUUGGAUGAAAACGAGAUUAUUGCAAUCCCAGCAGCGACGGAUCCAACAUACGUGGAGAACACGACUGUGUUUAAUGUUUUUAGUGACAGACUAGAUAUAUUUGGAAAGCCUCCAAAGAAGUUCUAUGAAUCGUUAGUUGAGUUUGCGAAGGAUGAAACUGAUAAACGCAGAUUACAGGAUUUGAUAUCUCCAGCAGGUGCCUCACAGUUAAAGGCAUACCAGGAUGAGGAAUAUUAUACUUAUUUUGAUGUCUUAGAGCUCUUUCCAUCUGUUAGACCGCCACUAUCAGACCUAAUUCAGUUAAUAUCACCUUUAAAAAGAAGAGAAUACUCCAUUGCUUCUUCCCAAAAGGUUCAUACAAAUGAAUUACAUCUUUUAGUGGUUGUUGUUGACUGGAUCGAUAAAAGGGGAAGGAAGAGAUAUGGCCAAGCAUCUAAAUUCCUUGCUGAUCUAGCUGUUGGUGGCGAACUAGUUGUAAGCGUUAAACCUUCAGUAAUGAAGUUGCCACCAUUGACCGAACAGCCAAUUAUAAUGGCAGGGUUGGGGACUGGACUAGCACCUUUUAAGGCAAUUGUCGAAGAAAAAGCAUGGCAAAAACAGCAAGGGUUUCAGAUUGGCAAAAUAUACUUGUUUUUAGGAUCAAGGCAUAAGCGUGAGGAAUACCUUUAUGGCGAGCAUUGGGAGGCAUAUAAAAAGGCAGGUAUAAUAACCCAUAUAGGUGCAGCAUUCUCUCGAGAUCAACCAGAGAAAAUAUAUAUCCAAGAUCGUAUCAGGGAAGUUUUAGAUGAUUUAAGGAUCGCUAUGGCUGAGAAUGAAGGAUAUUUUUAUUUGUGUGGACCAACAUGGCCAGUUCCUGAUAUAACCCAGGUUCUAAAAGACAUAAUUGAAGCUGACGCUAAAAUUAAGAAUAUUGAAAUAAACUUGGAAGCAGCGAUUGAAGACCUUAAGGAAUCAUCUCGGUAUAUUCUAGAGGUUUAUUGA